Hordeum vulgare subsp. vulgare (domesticated barley) is the source of this 5496-nucleotide messenger RNA. Its product is annotated as ABC transporter C family member 8-like. The transcript has 12 exons. Gene Ontology annotation, cellular component: plant-type vacuole; vacuolar membrane. Gene Ontology annotation, molecular function: ABC-type transporter activity; ATP binding; ATP hydrolysis activity. Lineage: Eukaryota; Viridiplantae; Streptophyta; Magnoliopsida; Poales; Poaceae. Gene Ontology annotation, biological process: transmembrane transport. Bases 290 to 4717 code for a protein of 1475 amino acids. The record is from RefSeq and is a predicted model, not a curated record.
ACGAGUUCGCGGCUGAAAGCGACGGCGGACAAGUCCGAGUUUUGCAGGGCGUCCUCCGGCCACCACAGCCAGCCCGGAGCAGUCUUCUCUACCGCUAUCCAUCUCAAACAACAUCCUCCGUCUGUAUCUCUGUCCAUACCCGCGUCCGUGUGCGAGCGAAUAUACGUACGUGGACGCACGCACUCGGCUGGUGGCUGGGGCUCAGAGUGCUGCUAUAAACAAGUGGCUGGCUUCCCUCCUCCCCGUACGCCCUGCCCAGGAAUAGGCGACGCGUCGGCCGCUGCAUGCGAUGCCGGGCGCAGGGACGGCCGAUAAGCUGGGCCAUCCGGCCAUGGCCUUUCUCGGCUGGUCGCCCUCGUGGACUUGCGGGCGGGAGGACGGCGGCGGGCUCACCCUCGCGUCGCCGUGCGUGCAGAGGGGUCUGGUCGACUGCGUCAAUGGUGUGCUCCUCGUCGCCUACGCCUCCGCGCUGCUCGCGGCCUGCGUCACGGGGCGGUGGGAUGGGCGGGGGAGAAGCGGCGGCGCAUGGCGGCGGUGGGGGGUGGCCGCGGUUUCCGCGUGCUGCGUGGCCGUCGCGGCGACGUACGCCGUCGCCGCGUUCGGGGGCUCCGCGGACGCGGCGGUCACCACGGCUUCCGUCGUCAGGGCGCUGGUGUGGGUGGCCGUGGCCGCCUCGUUGCACCUCCAGCCGACGAGGCCGGCGAGCGCCGUGGCCGUUCUCUGGUGGACGCUCUUCUCGCUGCUGAUCACCGCGUACAAUGCGGAGGUCCUUGCCAUGGGCCACGUGCUCGACGUCGCGGAGGCUGUCGCGUGGGCGGUCAACUUCCUCCUCCUGCUCUGCGCCCUCGGCUCGCUGCUGCUCCGGCGGAGCCGUGGCCACAAGGACGACGACGGCCUGUCCGAGCCCUUGAUUGACAAGGCGGUGCACGACUCGGAGCUCUACCGGGCCGGCCUGUUCAGCCAGCUCGCCUUCUCGUGGCUGAACCCUCUGCUCCGCCUCGGCCGCACAAAAGCACUAGACCUCGCCGACAUCCCGCUCAUCUCCUCCGAGGACUGCGCACGGCAGGCCUCACGUAGGUUCUCCGAGGCGUGGAGCCGCCACCGGCAGGACAAGGCGCAGAGCGGGAGAUCCAACGGCCUCGCCCUCGUCCUGUGCAAGUGCUUCCUCACGGAGAUCAUGAUCGCCGGCUUCUACGCCUUCAUGAGAACACUGGCGAUAGCCAUCUCCCCUAUAUUGCUCUUUGCCUUCGUACGGUACAGCUACCAAGAAGAAGAGAGAGAUCGCCGUGUCGGCCUGUCGCUCGUCGGCUGCCUCCUCGUCAUCAAGCUCGUCGAGUCGCUGUCGCAGCGGCAUUGGUUCUUCGACUCCAGGAGGACCGGGAUGCGCAUACGGUCCGCGCUAAUGGCGGCCAUCUUCCAGAAGCAGCUCAAGCUGUCCAGCCAGGGGAGGAAGAACCAUUCCACUGGGGAGAUUGUCAACUACAUUGCCGUCGACGCUUACCGGCUCGGCGAUGCUCUCAGCUGGUUUCACAUGGCGUGGAGCUCGCCGCUCCAGCUCGCCUUCGCAGUAGGCACGCUCUUCUGGGCGCUCAGGCUUGGGGCCAUCCCGGGUCUAGUCCCCCUGAUCAUCUUCGGCUUCCUCAACAUGCCGUUCGCAAAGCUUCUGCAAGGGUACCAGGCCAAGUUUAUGGUUGCACAGGAUGACAGGCUCCGGUCCACGUCCGAGGUGCUCAACAGCAUGAAGAUCAUCAAGCUGCAGUCAUGGGAGGAGAAGUUCCGGGCCAUGGUCGAGUCCCUCAGAGACGCCGAGUUCAUAUGGCUGAGGGAGACCCAGAUGAAGAAGGCCUAUGGCGCCGUCAUGUACUGGAUGUCCCCGACGGUCGUCUCGGCGGUGAUGUUCACCGCCACGGCGAUCCUGGGGAGUGCCCCCCUGAAUGCCAGUACCCUCUUCACGGUCUUGGCCACCCUGAGGGUCAUGGCUGAGCCGGUGAGGUUCCUUCCUGAGAUCCUAACAAUGAUGAUCCAGUACAAGGUGUCGUUGGACCGUAUCGAGAAAUUUCUCGUAGAAGAAGAGAUCAAAGAGGGUGCCGAGAGGGCGCCUCCACAAAACUCUGAUAUCAGGGUUCAUGUCCAAGAUGCAAAUUUCAGCUGGAAUGCGAGCGCGGCCGAUUUGGCGCUAAGGAAUAUUAACCUUAGCAUAAACCAAGGAGAGAAGGUGGCCGUCUGCGGCGCGGUUGGCUCGGGAAAAUCUUCACUCCUUUAUGCGUUACUUAGGGAGAUACCUAGAACAUCAGGAUCAGUUGACGUAUUUGGAUCACUGGCAUAUGUUUCGCAAAACUCAUGGAUACAGAGUGGCACUGUCCGCGACAAUAUACUCUUCGGAAAGCCCUUCGACAAGGAACUGUAUGAGAAGGCAACCAAAUCUUGUGCUUUGGACAAGGACAUAGAAAAUUUCAAUCAUGGAGACCUUACAGAGAUCGGUCAGAGAGGGCUCAACAUGAGUGGAGGUCAGAAGCAAAGGAUUCAACUUGCUAGAGCUGUUUAUAGCGAUGCAGAUAUCUACCUCCUAGACGACCCUUUCAGCGCGGUCGAUGCACACACUGCUGCGGUUCUUUUCUAUGAUUGUGUGAUGACCGCACUUUCAAAGAAGACCGUUGUUCUUGUGACGCACCAAGUGGAAUUUCUGACUGAAACUAACAGGAUUCUGGUAAUGGAAGGAGGCCAGGUUAAGCAACAAGGGAAAUAUGCAGACCUGCUGGAAUCCGGGACGGCAUUCGAGAAGCUAGUUUCGGCUCACCAGUCCUCAAUCACUGCACUGGAUACCACCAGCCAAGAAAACCAAGUCCAAGGGCAACAAGUGCUUGAUGACAGUAUCAUGCCGAGCACAUUGCUGGCGACGCGGCAGCCUAGCGAAAUCGAAGUCUCGACGAAGGGUCCUUCAGUGGCCCAGCUCACAGAAGAGGAGGAGAAGGGGAUCGGCAACCUCGGAUGGAAGCCAUACAAAGACUACGUACAAGUCUCCAAGGGCAUUUUACCUCUCUGUGGGAUGAUUACAGCUCAAGUGCUUUUCACAGUCUUUCAAAUCAUGUCCACAUAUUGGCUGGCCGUGGCUAUUCAGAUCAAUGUCAGUAGUUCUCUUCUGGUUGGGGCUUACUCCGGGAUCGCCAUCUUCAGCUGCUGCUUCGCCUACCUCAGAAGCCUGUUCGCUGCUACUCUGGGACUCAAGGCCUCCAAAGCAUUCUUUACGGGUCUAAUGGACUCUGUAUUCAAGGCUCCCAUGUCAUUCUUUGAUUCGACGCCCAUUGGAAGAAUAUUGACAAGGGCUUCAUCAGAUUUGAGCAUUCUGGACUUCGACAUACCUUACUCCAUGGCUUUUGUGGUGACCGGCGGUAUUGAGGUGGUCACGACAGUGCUGGUCAUGGGUACUGUAACCUGGCAGGUCUUGCUUGUAGCAAUCCCAGUCGCAAUAUCCAUGGUAUAUGUUCAGAGGUACUACGUGGACUCGGCCAGAGAGCUAGUCAGAAUUAAUGGUACGACAAAGGCGCCUGUCAUGAACUAUGCAUCGGAAUCGAUUCUUGGUGUGGUGACAAUCAGGGCUUUCGCGGCAACAGACAGGUUCAUCCACAACAACCUGCACCUUAUAGACAACGAUGCGACAAUGUUUUUCCACACGGUUGCCGCGCAGGAGUGGGUUCUUAUAAGAGUGGAAGCACUGCAAAGCUUGACCAUAUUCACAUCUUCAUUGUUCCUCAUUUUGGUUCCUCCAGGAGUAAUUUCACCAGGCUUUGCGGGUCUUUGCCUCUCCUAUGCUUUAAGCCUGACCGCGGCACAAGUUUUCCUGACACGGUACUAUUCCUACCUAGAAAACUAUAUCAUUUCAGUCGAGAGAAUCAAGCAGUAUAUGCACCUUCCAUCAGAGCCUCCCACCAUAAUACCAGACAGCAGGCCUCCAAUUUCAUGGCCACAGGAGGGAAGAAUAGACCUGCAAGAUUUGAAGAUUAAAUACCGCCCAAACACGCCACUUGUUCUCAAAGGAAUCACUUGCACCUUCCCUGCUGGAAACAGAAUUGGGGUUGUCGGGAGGACAGGAAGCGGGAAAUCAACACUUAUCAGCUCACUCUUCCGUCUCGUUGAUCCUGUGGGUGGGAAGAUACUUAUUGACAACUUGGAUAUCUGCUCUAUUGGUCUCAAGGAUCUAAGAACUAAACUGAGUAUUAUCCCCCAAGAACCUACACUUUUUAGAGGGACUGUGCGCAAUAAUUUGGACCCCCUUGGUCAGCAUUCCGAUGAUGAGAUAUGGGAGGCCUUGGAAAAGUGUCAGCUGAAGAGAUCAAUUAGCAGCACUGCUGCUCUUCUCGAUACAGUAGUGAGUGAUGAUGGCGAUAACUGGAGUGUUGGGCAGCGCCAGCUCUUCUGUCUCGGCAGAGUUCUCCUCCGUAGGAACAAAAUUCUAGUGUUAGAUGAAGCAACAGCGUCCAUCGACUCUGCCACUGAUGCAAUCCUACAGGCUGUCAUCAGGCAGCAGUUCACUAGUUGCACAGUGAUAACCAUUGCUCACAGGGUCCCUACUGUGACAGACAGUGACAGGGUCAUGGUACUUUCCUAUGGUAAACUUCUAGAAUAUGACACACCCGCAAAGCUGUUGGAAGACAAACAAUCAGCCUUUGCUAAACUUGUGGCGGAGUAUUGGGCUAAUUGCAAGCGGAACUCAACAUGAUUCUAUCAUUGUGUCAGGGCAUGAUAAACGAGAUGAGCAAUUCAAUUAAGAGAUUUGAGGUACAGAAAGAUAGUUAUCCCAGCUUCUUGAAUUCCAUGCUUGGUUUCUUGUAUUGUCGAUGUGGCUUCGGUUGUUUGAGUCGUCAUUGUUGGUGUUCUCGUCAGGUUUUUUUUGUAUUGUGUAGGUGGGGUGAGCUACGAUUAUUGUGAGUUACGAGUUGUGUGGUCAUGGUGAGUAGCCCCCUUUUGGGUUGUUUGUAUUGGUUUUUGCCCGGUUUUCCGAGAAUUAACUGGGCAAUUCUCUUCUUCUUAAUUAAUCGAUGUGACAAAUAUUUUGCCUCCGUUUCAAAAAAUCUGUAACAAGACUGACCUUGUCCUCCUCCCUUGCUGGUUGGCUCAAUUAGUGGAAAUAAAGAAGGCAUCGACAACAAUGUAAAGCUGGUCAUUGAUCGCAAUUUUUUGGAGAUAAGGUUGAUAGGGAGAACUAGCUCAAGAUGCAUUGAGUUGAGUCCUCCAAGACAAGCAUGUCAGCAGGGAUGUUGAGAUCCAUUGCAUAUUGGAAUAAAGGAUCCACCUUUAGCGUGAGAAAUGGUACACUUCAUAUGUAAGUUCUACUAUUGAAUAACAAGCAAAAAAGGAAGUGUGAGACAAAAAAAAAUACUAUGUACUUUGUGUUAAAUAAGGUUGGUUGUACCGCGGUGGAACUGCGUGUUGUUAAGAAUGAAGAUAGUGCCAAGAACCUUUUAGGAUUUUAUGCAGUGAAGUUAUGCUUUCUUCGUA